UUCCAAUCCCCUCCAUAUCAUGUGAUUCAGGUGUUCCAAUCCCCUCCAUAUCAUGUGAUUCAGGUGUUCCAAUCCCCUCCAUGGACACAGGUGUAUACAAUCAAGCCCCUAGGCAUGAAGACUGCUUCUACAAACAUUGGUGAAAGAAUGGGUCGCUCUCAGGAGCCCAGUGACUCCAAGCGUGGUCCCGUGAUAGGUGGCUACCUGUGCAAUAAGUCCAUCCGUGACAUUUCCUGGCUACUAAAUAUUCCACGCUCAACUGUUAGUGGGAUUAUAACAAAGUGGAAGCAACUGGGAACAACAGCCACUCAGCCACCAAGUGGUAGGCCACGUCACAUGACAGGGCGGGGUCAGCGCAUGCUGAAGCGCACAGUGCGCAGAAGUUGCCAACUGUCUGCAGAGUCAAUAGCUAAAGACCUCCAAACUUGGUGUGGCCUUCAGAUGAGCCCAACAACAGUGUGUAGAGAGCUUGGAGACGUGUUCUCU
Molecule: messenger RNA, 486 nt
Organism: Staurois parvus
Lineage: Eukaryota; Metazoa; Chordata; Amphibia; Anura; Ranidae
Source: the annotation of a GenBank genome assembly